Molecule: messenger RNA, 1056 nt
Organism: Cladocopium goreaui
Lineage: Eukaryota; Dinophyceae; Suessiales; Symbiodiniaceae
Source: the annotation of a GenBank genome assembly
AUGUGCAGAUCCAAAGAGGCCUGGGAGCACUUCAUUUUUGUGCCCCUGCCGCAGUCUCGCGUCAAGACUAGUAUCGUUCCAAGAGUUCAGCAUCGUCGGGUGGAUGAAUCGUCGACGGCCUUGCAGGAUGCCGUGAUGGCAUUAGGUUUGGCCGGUGCCGGUGCCGUGGGGACGAUGCUGGCACCCAGUGCUGCAUUCAUGAAGCUUGCGAUGAUGGUUCCACCACCGCCAAGUCUACCACCGCCUGCCCCACCACUGUCAGCGGCCACGGCCAUUGCAACACCACAGCAGUUUAGUCUCUUGGACACCUUGUUGCCCAACUUCAACACGGACACCUUCAUUUGGCGCGUCAGCAUGUUGCAAAUUACCGAAUAUGUUGGUUCGUUGCUGCUGGGAUCUGCCUAUGGAUCUCCAAAGCUCUGCUCCCUGUACCUGCUGGGCGCCUCAUGGGGCCCUGCCAUCGCACAGGGCGCAGUGUGGCGCCUCAUGUUGCCCAUGAUGCUGCACGCAAAUGCACUGCAUAUCUUCUUCAAUCUCUUCUUCCAGAUGCGAAUUGGCUUCGACAUGGAGAAGCAGUUUGGACGCCGCAAGUUCUGCCUGCUCUACAUGUUCUGCGGUUUCCUGGGGAAUCUGAUCUCGGUGGCUGUGGAUCCUAUGAAGCUGGCCGUGGGAGCUUCUACCAGUGGCUUCGGAUUGCUGGGGGUUUGGGCUGCAGAGGUUCUCCUCACUUGGGACCUGUUGGGCGAAAGUCGAUCCAGGAUCUUCUUGUGGUUUGCCUUUAUGUGCACUUCGUGCAUCAUGAUGUCCACCAUUUCGCCCAACGUGGACUUUGUGGGGCACUUCGCAGGGAUGUUGGCGGGUUUUCUGCUGGCUAUCAUCCUAGCAGAUAUGCAGGAGGAGCACCAACCUCCAUGGUAUAACAAGGCCAAACUCACGGCGAAGAACGUCACGGCGCUGAUCGUGAUCCUGUCCUUGGUUCGGGCCAUCACCCUGGGCCCAGACGGACCGAUCCCCUAUUGUGGUACCAUCUUUCAUCCCCGCCGCCUACCAUUCUGA